Molecule: messenger RNA, 10131 nt
Organism: Closterium sp. NIES-65
Lineage: Eukaryota; Viridiplantae; Streptophyta; Zygnematophyceae; Desmidiales; Closteriaceae
Source: the annotation of a GenBank genome assembly
AUGGACGUGGACAUGGACAUGGACGUGGACAUGGACGUGGACGUGGACAUGGACGUGGACAUGGACAUGGACGUGGACAUGGACAUGGACAUGGACAUGGACAUGGACAUGGACAUGGACGUGGACGUGGACGUGGACAUGGACGUGGACGUGGACAUGGACGUGGACGUGGACAUGGACGUGGACGUGGACAUGGACAUGGACGUGGACGUGGACGUGGACGUGGAGCGGGACAUGGACAUGGACGUGGACGUGGACGUGGAAGUGGACGUGGAAGUGGACGUGGACGUGGACAUAGACAUGGACGUGGACGUGGACGUGGACGUGGACAUGGACGUGGACGUGGACGUGGAGGACUUGGACGUGGACAUGGACGUGGACGUGGACGUGGACGUGGACGUGGACAUAGACGUGGACGUGGACGUGGACGUGGACGUGGACGUGGACAUGGUCGUGGACGUGGACGUGGAAGUGGACGUGGACGUGGACGUGGACAUGGACGUGGACGUGGACGUGGACGUGGACAUGGACAUGGACAUGGACAUGGACGUGGACGUGGACGUCGACAUGGACGUGGACGUGGACGUGGACGUGGACAUGGACAUGGACAUGGACGUGGACGUGGACGUAGACGUGGACGUGGACAUGGACGUGGACGUGGACGUGGACAUGGACAUGGACGUGGACAUGGACGUGGACGUGGAUAUGGACAUGGACGUGGACGUUGACGUGGACGUGGACAUGGACAUGGACGUGGACGUGGACGUGGACAUGGACGUGGACGUGGACGUGGAGGACUUGGACGUGGACAUGGACGUGGACGUGGACGUGGACGUGGACGUGGACAUAGACGUGGACGUGGACGUGGACGUGGACGUGGACAUGGACGUGGACAUGGUCGUGGACAUGGACAUGGACGUGGACAUGGUCGUGGACGUGGACGUGGACGUGGACGUGGACAUGGACAUAGACGUGGACGUGGACGUGGACGUGGACGUGGACGUGGACGUGGACAUGGACGUGGACAUGGUCGUGGACGUGGACGUGGACGUGGACGUAGACGUGGACGUGGACGUGGACGUGGAGGUGGACAUGGUCGUGGACGUGGACGUGGACGUGGACAUGCACGUGGACGUGGACGUGGACGUGGACAUGGACGUGGACGUGGACGUGGAGGACUUGGACGUGGACAUGGACGUGGACGUGGACGUGGACGUGGACUUGGACGUGGACAUGGACGUGGACGUGGACGUGGACGUGGACAUAGACGUGGACGUGGACGUGGACGUGGACGUGGACGUGGACGUGGACAUGGACGUGGACGUGGACGUGGACGUGGACAUGGACGUGGACGUGGACAUGGACAUGGACGUGGACGUGGACGUGGACGUGGACGUGGACAUGAACGUGGACGUGGACGUGGACAUGGACGUGGACGUGGACGUGGACAUGGACAUGGACGUGGACGUGGACGUGGACAUGGACAUGGACGUGGACGUGGACAUGGACGUGGACGUGGACGUGGACGUGGACAUGGACGUGGACGUGGACGUGGACAUGGACGUGGACGUGGACGUGGACGUGGACAUGGACGUGGACGUGGACGUGGACAUGGACGUGGACGUGGACAUGGACGUGGACGUGGACAUGGACAUGGACGUGGACGUGGACGUGGACGUGGAGCGGGACAUGGACGUGGACGUGGACGUGGAAGUGGACGUGGACGUGGACAUGGACAUGGACGUGGACGUGGACGUGGACAUGGACGUGGACGUGGACGUGGAGGACUUGGACGUGGACAUGGACGUGGACGUGGACGUGGACGUGGACGUGGACGUGGACGUGGACGUGGACAUGGUCGUGGACGUGGACGUGGAAGUGGACGUGGACGUGGACGUGGACAUGGACGUGGACGUGGACGUGGACGUGGACGUGGACGUGGUCGUGGACGUGGUCGUGGUCGUGGACAUGGACGUGGACGUGGACGUGGAGGUGGACGUGGAGGUGGACGUGGACGUGGACGUGGACAUGGACGUGGACGUGGACGUGGACGUGGACGUGGACAUGAACGUGGACGUGGACGUGGACGUGGACAUGGUCGUGGACGUGGACGUGGAGGUGGACGUGGACGUGGACGUGGACAUGGAGAUGGACGUGCACGUGGACGUGGACGUGGACGUGGACAUGGACUUGGACGUGCACGUGGACGUGGACGUGAAGGACUUGGACGUGGACAUGGACGUGGACGUGGACGUGGACGUGGACGUGGACAUAGACGUGGAAGUGGACGUGGAUGUGGACGUGGACGUGGACGUGGACGUGGACAUGGUCGUGGACGUGGACGUGGAAGUGGACGUGGACGUCGACAUGGACGUGGACGUGGACGUGGACAUGGACGUGGACAUGGACAUGGACGUGGACGUGGACGUCGACAUGGACGUGGACGUGGACGUGGACAUGGACAUGGACGUGGACGUGGACGUGGACGUGGACGUGGACGUGGACAUGGACGUGGACGUGGACGUGGACAUGGACAUGGACGUGGACAUGGACGUGGACGUGGAUAUGGACAUGGACGUGGACGUGGACGUGGACAUGGACGUGGACGUGGACGUGGACGUGGACAUGGACGUGGACGUGGACGUGGAGGACUUGGACGUGGACAUGGACGUGGACGUGGACGUGGACGUGGACGUAGACAUGGACAUAGACGUGGACGUGGACGUGGACGUGGACGUGGACGUGGACGUGGACAUGGUCGUGGACAUGGACAUGGACGUGGACAUGGUCGUGGACGUGGACGUGGACGUGGACGUGGACAUGGACAUAGACGUGGACGUGGACGUGGACGUGGACGUGGACGUGGACGUGGACAUGGUCGUGGACGUGGACGUGGACGUGGACGUAGACGUGGACGUGGACGUGGAGGUGGACAUGAUCGUAGACGUGGACGUGGACGUGGACAUGCACGUGGACGUGGACGUGGACGUGGACAUGGACGUGGACGUGGACGUGAACGUGGACGUGGACAUGGACGUGGACGUGGACGUGGAGGACUUGGACGUGGACAUGGACGUGGACGUGGACGUGGACGUGGACGUGGACGUGGACAUAGACGUGGACGUGGACGUGGACGUGGACGUGGACAUGGUCGUGGACGUGGACGUGGACGUGGACGUGGACGUGGACAUGGACGUGGACGUGGACAUGGACGUGGACGUGGACAUGGACAUGGACGUGGACGUGGACAUGGACAUGGACGUGGACGUGGACGUGGACGUGGAGCGGGACAUGGACGUGGACGUGGACGUGGACGUGGAAGUGGACGUGGACGUGGACAUGGACAUGGACGUGGACGUGGACGUGGACAUGGACGUGGACGUGGACGUGGAGGACUUGGACGUGGACGUGGACGUGGACGUGGACGUGGACGUGGACGUGGACGUGGACUUGGACAUAGACGUGGACGUGGACGUGGACGUGGACGUGGACGUGGACAUGGUCGUGGACGUGGACGUGGAAGUGGACGUGGACGUGGACGUGGACGUGGACAUGGACGUGGACGUGGACGUGGACGUGGACGUGGACGUGGACGUGGAUGUGGACGUGGUCGUGGACGUGGACAUGGACGUGGACAUGGACAUGGACGUGGACAUGGUCGUGGACGUGGACGUGGAGGUGGACGUGGAGAUGGACGUGGACGUGGACGUGGACGUGGACAUGGACAUGGACGUGGACAUGGACGUGGACGUGGACGUGGACGUGGACAUGAACGUGGACGUGGACGUGGACGUGGAGGUGGACGUGCACGUGGACGUGGAGGUGGACGUGGACGUGGGCGUGGACGUGGACAUGGAGAUGGGCGUGCACGUGGACGUGGACGUGGACGUGGACAUGGACUUGGACGUGCACGUGGACGUGGACGUGGACGUGGACGUGGACGUGGACGUGGUCAUGGACGUGGACGUGGACGUGGACGUGGACGUGGUCAUGGACGUGGACGUGGACGUGGACGUGGACGUGGACGUGGACGUGGACGUGGACGUGGACAUGGACAUGGACGUGGACGUGGACGUGUACGUGGACGUGGACGUGGAGGUGGACGUGGAGGUGGACGUGGAGGUGGACGUGGACAUGGACGUGGACGUGGACGUGGACGUGGACGUGGACGUGGACGUGGACGUGGACGUGGUCGUGGACUUGGACGAGGACGUGGACGUGGACGUGGACGUGGACGUGGACGUGGACGUGGACAUGGACGUGGACAUGGACCUGAACGUGGACGUGGACGUGGACAUGGAAGUGGACGUGGACGUGGACGUGGACGUGGACGUGGACGUGGACGUGGAGGACUUGGACGUGGACAUGGACGUGGAGGACUUGGACGUGGACAUGGACGUGGACGUGGAUGUGGACGUGGACGUGGACGUGGACGUGGACGUGGACGUGGACGUGGUCGUGGACGUGGACGUGGAAGUGGACGUGGACGUGGACGUGGACGUGGACAUGGACGUGGAGGUGGACGUGGACGUGGACGUGGAUGUGGACGUGGUCGUGGACGUGGUCGUGAACGUGGACAUCGACGUGGACAUGGACAUGGACGUGGACAUGGUCGUGGACGUGGACGUGGAGGUGGACGUGGAGGUGGACGUGGACGUGGACGUGGACGUGGACAUGGACGAGGACGUGGACGUGGACGUGGACGUGGACGUGGAGCGGGACAUGGACGUGGACGUGGACGUGGACAUGGUCGUGGACGUGGACGUGGAGGUGGACGUGGAGGUGGACGUGGACGUGGACGUGGACGUGGACAUGGACGUGGACGUGGACGUGGACGUGGACGUGGAGCGGGACAUGGACGUGGACGUGGACGUGGACGUGGACGUGAAGGUGGACGUGGACAUGGACGUGGACGUGGACGUGGACGUGUACGUGGACGUGGACGUGGACGUGGACGUGGACGUGGACAUGGACGUGGACGUGGACGUGGACGUGUACGUGGACGUGGACGUGGACGUGGACGUGGACGUGGACGUGGACGUGGACGUGGACGUGGUCGUGGACGUGGACGUGGACGUGGUCGUGGACGUGGACGUGGACGUGGACGUGGACGUGGACGUGGACGUGGACAUGGACGUGGACAUGGACGUGGACGUGGACGUGGACAUGGACGUGGACGUGGACGUGGACGUGGACGUGGACGUGGACAUGGACGUGGACGUAGACAUGGACGUGGACAUGGACGUGGACGUGGACAUGGACGUGGACGUGGACGUGGACAUGGACGUGGACGUGGAGGACUUGGACGUGGACAUGGACGUGGACGUGGACGUGGACGUGGAGGUGGACAUGGACAUGGACGUGGACGUGGACGUGGACAAGGACGUGGACGUGGACGGGGACAUGGUCGUGGACGUGGGGGUGGACGUGGAGGUGGACGUGGACAUGGACGUGGACGUGGACGUGGACGUGGACGUGGACGUGGACGUGGACGUGGUCGUGGACGUGGACGAGGACGUGGACGUGGACGUGGACGUGGAGGUGGACGUGGACGUGGACGUGGACGUGGACAUGGACGUGGACGUGGACGUGGACAUGGAAGUGGACGUGGACGUGGACGUGGACGUGGACGUGGACGUGGAGGACUUGGACGUGGACAUGGACGUGGAGGACUUGGACAUGGACGUGGAGGACUUGGACGUUGACAUGGACGUGGACGUGGACGUGGACGUGGACAUGGUCGUGGACGUGGACGUGGAAGUGGACGUGGACGUGGACGUGGACAUGGACGUGGAUGUGGACGUGGACGUGGACGUGGACAUGGACGUGGUCGUGGACGUGGUCGUGGACGUGGACAUCGACGUGGACAUGGACAUGGACGUGGACAUGGUCGUGGACGUGGACGUGGAGGUGGACGUGGACGUGGACGUGGACGUGGACGUGGAGGUGGACGUGGACGUGGACGUAGACGUGGACGUGGACGUGGAGCGGGUGGAUGUGGACGUGGUCGUGGACGUGGUCGUGGACGUGGACAUCGACGUGGACAUGGACAUGGACGUGGAUAUGGUCGUGGACGUGGACGUGGAGGUGGACGUGGACGUGGACGUGGACGUGGACGUGGACGUGGACGUGGACAUGGACGUGGACGUGGACGUGGAUAUGGUCGUGGACGUGGAGCGGGACAUGGACGUGGACGUGGACGUGGACGUGGACAUGAACGUGGACGUGGACAUGGACGUGGACGUGGACGUGGACGUGGACGUGGAGGUGGACAUGGACGUGGACGUGGACGUGGACAUGAACGUGGACGUGGACGUGGACGUGGACGUGGACGUGGACGUGGACAUGGACGUGGACGUGGAUAUGGACGUGGACGUGGACGUGGACGUGGACGUGGACGUGGACGUGGACGUGGACGUGGACGUGGACGUGGACGUGGACGUGGACGUGGACAUGGACGUGGACGUGGACGUGGUCGUGGACGUGGACGUGGACGUGGAGGUGGACGUGGACGUGGACGUGGACGUGGACGUGGAAAUGGACGUGGACGUGGACGUGGUGGACGUGGACGUGGACAUGGACGUGGACGUGGACGUGGACGUGGACAUGGACGUGGACGUGGACGUGGACGUGGACGUGGACGUGGACAUGGACGUGGACGUGGACGUGGACGUGAACAUGGACGUGGACAUGGACGUGGAGAACUUGGACGUGGACGUGGACAUGGACGUGGACGUGGACGUGGACGUGGACAUGGACGUGGACGUGGACGUGGACGUGGACGUGGACGUGGACGUGGACAUGGACGUGUACGUGGACGUGGACAUGGACGUCGACGUGGACAUGGACGUGGACGUGGACGUGGACGUGGACGUGGACGUGGAGGACUUGGACGUGGACAUGGACGUGGACGUGGACGUGGACGUGGACGUGGACGUGGACAUGGACGUGGACGUGGACGUGGACGAGGACAUGGACGUGGACGUCGACAUGGUCGUGGACGUGGACGUGGACGUGGAUGUGGACGUGGACGUGAACAUGGACGUGGACGUGGACGUGGACGUGGACGUGCAUGUGGACAUGGACGUGGACGUGCACGUGGACGUGGACAUGGACGUGGACGUGGACGUGCACGUGGACAUGGACGUGGACGUGGACAAGGACGUGGACGUGGACGUGGACGUGGACGUGGACAUGGACGUGGACAUGGACGUGGACAUGGACGUGGACAUGGACAUGGACGUGGACAUGGACAUGGACGUGGACAUGGACGUGGACGUGGACGUGGACGUUGGACGUGGACGUGACGUGGACGUGGAAGUGGACGUGGACGUGGACGUGGAAGUGGACGUGGACGUGGACGUGGACGUCGAUGUGGACGUGGACGUGGACGUGGACGUGGAAGUGGACGUGGACAUGGACGUGGACGUGGACGUGGACGUGGACGUGGACGUGGACGUGGAAGUGGACGUGGACGUGGACGUAGACGUGGACGUGGACGUGGAGGUGGACGUGGAAGUGGACGUGGACAUGGACGUGGACGUGGACGUGGACGUGGACGUGGACGUGGACAUGGUCGUGGACGUGGACGUGGACGUGGACGUAGACGUGGACGUGGACGUGGAGGUGGACAUGGUCGUAGACGUGGACGUGGAAGUGGACAUGCACGUGGACGUGGACAUGGACGUGGACAUGGACGUGGACGUGGACGUGGACGUGGACGUGGACAUGGACGUGGACGUGGACGUGGACAUGGACGUGGACGUGGACGUGGACGUGGACAUGGACGUGGACGUGGACGUGGACAUGGACGUGGACGUGGACGUGGACAUGGACGUGGACGUGGAGCGGGACAUGGACGUGGACAUGAACGUGGACGUGGACAUGAACGUGGACGUGGACAUGGACGUGGACGUGGACGUGGACGUGGACGUGGACAUGGACGUGGACGUGGACGUGGACAUGGACGUGGACGUGGACGUGGACAUGGACGUGGACGUGGAGCGGGACAUGGACGUGGACAUGGACGUGGACGUGGAGCGGGACAUGGACGUGGACAUGGACAUGGACGUGGAUAUGGUCGUGGACGUGGACGUGGAGGUGGACGUGGACGUGGACGUGGACGUGGACGUGGACGUGGACGUGGACAUGGACGUGGACGUGGACGUGGAUAUGGUCGUGGACGUGGAGCGGGACAUGGACGUGGACGUGGACGUGGACGUGGACAUGAACGUGGACGUGGACAUGGACGUGGACGUGGACGUGGACGUGGACGUGGAGGUGGACAUGGACGUGGACGUGGACGUGGACAUGAACGUGGACGUGGACGUGGACGUGGACGUGGACGUGGACGUGGAUAUGGACGUGGACAUGGACGUGGACGUGGACGUGGACGUGGACGUGGACGUGGACGUGGACGUGGACGUGGACAUGGACGUGGACGUGGACGUGGUCGUGGACGUGGACGUGGACGUGGAGGUGGACGUGGACGUGGACGUGGACGUGGACGUGGAAAUGGACGUGGACAUGGACGUGGUGGACGUGGACGUGGACAUGGACGUGGACGUGGACGUGGACGUGGACAUGGACGUGGACGUGGACGUGGACGUGGACGUGGACGUGGACAUGGACGUGGACGUGGACGUGGACGUGAACAUGGACGUGGACAUGGACGUGGAGAACUUGGACGUGGACGUGGACAUGGACGUGGACGUGGACGUGGACAUGGACGUGGACGUGCACGUGGACGUGGACGUGGACGUGGACAUGGACGUGGACGUGGACGUGGACAUGGACGUCGACGUGGACAUGGACGUGGACGUGGACGUGGACGUGGACGUGGACGUGGAGGACUUGGACGUGGACAUGGACGUGGACGUGGACGUGGACGUGGAGGUGGACGUGGACAUGGACGUGGACGUGGACGUGGACGAGGACAUGGACGUGGACGUCGACAUGGUCGUGGACGUGGACGUGGACGUGGACGUGGACGUGAACAUGGACGUGGACGUGGACGUGGACGUGGACGUGCACGUGGACAUGGACGUGGACGUGCACGUGGACGUGGACAUGGACGUGGACGUGGACGUGCACGUGGACAUGGACGUGGACGUGGACAAGGACGUGGACGUGGACGUGGACGUGGACGUGGACAUGGACGUGGACAUGGACGUGGACAUGGACGUGGACAUGGACAUGGACGUGGACAUGGACAUGGACGUGGACAUGGACGUGGACGUGGACGUGGACGUUGGACGUGGACGUGACGUGGACGUGGAAGUGGACGUGGACGUGGACGUGGAAGUGGACGUGGACGUGGACGUGGACGUCGACGUGGACGUGGACGUGGACGUGGAAGUGGACGUGGACAUGGACGUGGACGUGGACGUGGACGUGGACGUGGACGUGGAAGUGGACGUGGACGUGGACGUAGACGUGGACGUGGACGUGGAGGUGGACGUGGAAGUGGACGUGGACAUGGACGUGGACGUGGACGUGGACGUGGACGUGGACGUGGACAUGGUCGUGGACGUGGACGUGGACGUGGACGUAGACGUGGACGUGGACGUGGAGGUGGACAUGGUCGUAGACGUGGACGUGGAAGUGGACAUGCACGUGGACGUGGACGUGGACAUGGACGUGGACAUGGACGUGGACGUGGACGUGGACGUGGACGUGGACAUGGACGUGGACGUGGACGUGGACAUGGACGUGGACGUGGACGUGGACGUGGACAUGGACGUGGACGUGGACGUGGACAUGGACGUGGACGUGGACGUGGACAUGGACGUGGACGUGGACAUGGACGUGGACAUGGACGUGGACGUGGACGUGGACGUGGACGUGGACAUGGACGUGGACGUGGACGUGGACGUGGACGUGGACGUGGACGUGGACAUGGACGUGGACGUGGACGUGGACGUGGACGUGGACGUGGAAGUGGACGUGGACGUGGACGUGGAAGUGGACGUGGACAUGGACGUGGACGUGGACGUGGACGUGGACAUGGACGUGGAUGUGGACGUGGACGUGGACGUGGACGUGGACGUGGACAUGGACGUGGACGUGGACGUGGACGUGGACCUGGGUGGCAUUUCUACCACCCCACCUCUCGCCGUGUGUCCCAGGUAG